Fusarium sp. VM40 is the source of this 3978-nucleotide messenger RNA. The record is from the annotation of a GenBank genome assembly. Lineage: Eukaryota; Fungi; Ascomycota; Sordariomycetes; Hypocreales; Nectriaceae.
AUGUUUUCCACACUCAUAGGCCAUACCCGAACCCUACCCCCUCGAGGGGAGUUAGAGGGGUGCGUUUCAGACGAUGUCGAAGACUUUGAUCAUACACCUCCUCCCAGCAAUCGAGCAUCCUUAGAUAUGUCAAGGGAUGAGGCUGAGAAGCCAACUGCUUCCAAAAGACUAGAAACGAGCCUAGAUACUAUUUCUCGGCAUCGCCUCCACAAAUCAUCAAUGAAAGACUCAAAGAUCGCAAGCAAAAACAAACAUGUUUCACCGGUCUCAAUUACCUCCUCUAAGACCGAUUCAAGCAUGCCAUUGAGAAAGGCCCUUGACGCUAUUCCUGACCCCCCAUACUACAAACCAUCAUCACUGCAGGACUGGCCGGCUACAGAUAGCGUUUGUACGAAGCCUUUAAUGCUUUCACAAGAUAUCCAUUCCUCCAAAGGCACCGUAGCACUCGCCGAGCUUUCCGCCUCUAUUAAACUCAUGGAAACAUCACGCGUCGAACCACAAAAGCCUCAAUUCCUUCCCCUGGAAGACCCAGGUCAUAGUAGUGGACUGCAAACGGUUCCUAGCAUCGAGGACGACAGUGACUGUGCUAAGGUGCGCAUGCGUCUUAACUCCAAUCUGAACAACGAUCAAACACCCUUCAAGAAGAUCGUAAAUCCGCUUGGUGGGAGAGUCCGUCAAGUUCGUUUUAACGAUAGUCUCGCCCACCAUGUACUUGUACAUGGUGCCUCGAUUCAUAGCAAUGAUUCAAUUCUUUCCGAUAGUUACGGCCAAGAUGACAUGGUAACACCAGUCAGCACCAACGAGCAGUCUAGCGGUGUUAUACCAGCAGAGGUCUAUGCAAGCGAGAUAAAAGAUAGAGAUGAGAGCCCUCAGGAUCGUGAGCCAUCGGUUGCUUACACGGGGCAUUCAGGACGGAGCCAGUCUUCUGAAUCUAUCAUGAAUAUGUGGAAUAGUAAUUGGCUCAAGCGACUGCCAGCCAUAGAAAGAUCGGACAGUUCGCGACUCGCAGAUCGUCCCCCUCAAACCAAGUCUAUUAGAGCAGAUGAUCGACGCCCAUCAGAGCCCUUGUUAUCGAGCGGCAGAGCUCUCCAUAGGCUAUCUAUAUGGUCCAAUCUAUCUGAUAAAUCAGUUUAUGAAGAAGAUUGGCUAUCAUUCAACCGUACUUUCAACGAUCUGGAAAGGCUCCUUGACAAUGCACUUUUGCUGGCUUUGGAGGUUGCCGACCAUUCGGAAGCCACAGCUCGCAUCAAUGAUAAUCUUGCAACAGACAAAGGUAGUAACAUCAAGGAAUUGAACGAAACGGUCGUGCAUAGUACCCAUGAAAACUUCGAGGUGCUUGGAAUGAGCAGAGAAGAUACGGGCUGUCCGGUAAGGCCAGGGCGCAGUCGUGCUGCCACUUACACGAGCAUUCCAAAGCGUCCACGGCUGGUCGAUAUCGUCGAUAGCUGUUCUAGGACGGACAGAGAGCUUCAAACAAGACCUCGCAUUGGACGAAGACGAUACAACUCAUCAUCGCCACGUGCCUCACUGAGUCGGAAGCCUGGAAGACAGAGCCGAGUAGGAAAAUCAGACCCUAAACGUGAAACUGUUGUGCUAGGGGACCUUCCCAGCCCAAACAAUUUUCUCAAGCUCGAUCGCCAGAGAGAGGGUAGUCAAGAAAGUAUUACAGUUCACAAACGCUCUGUAGCUGCGAAUGUUUCAUCGGGCGUUCGAACCGGGACCGGCCUUGAUACCUUGCCGGACCAUGACAUUGCAGGCAGAAGACUACAUAAUGAGCACGCAAUCAAUUUACGAAAGAGGUCGCAUGUUAGUCUUCGAGACAUGCAAGGAUUCAAUCUUCCCAAGUCACAUGUAAGGCAACCAAUUGCGAGAGACUGGUCACCAAUUCGCAAACGUUUUGUCGCCUCUGUCGCUUGUUUGAGCACAGCUCUCAUCGGAGUGCUGCUUGGGAUAUAUACAGGUCUUGUACCGUCAAUUCAGUACUACAUCGUCGAUCAAUCGCACGUCGCUGUCCAUGGUAACACGGGCUGUUUCCUAGCGCUUGCUUUGCCCUCGUUCUUCCUCUGGCCACUACCUUUGCUUCACGGUCGCAAACCUUACAUCAUGUCAAGCCUCAUCCUUGCAAUGCCACUGCUUUUCCCACAAGCGAUUGCCGUUAGUAGUCAAAGAUUGACCAAUACUACUUCCUGGAGGGUACUACUAUUGGUCUCACGUACGUUGAUGGGGGGCUCAUUAGGGUUCGCCAGCAUGAAUUUCCACUCAAUUCUGACUGACCUGUUCGGUGCUUCAUUGAUGUGUAGGCAUCCCCAUCAAGAGGUUGUUGACCAAUUCGAUGCAAGGAGACACGGUGGUGGUAUGGGUGUGUGGCUCGGUAUCUGGACUUGGUGCUGGAUUGGAUCUCUUGGUCUGGGUUUCCUCAUCGGCGCAGCCAUCAUCGACAAACAUCCACCCGCGUGGGGAUUUUAUAUCAGCAUCAUGUUAAUCGCAGUGGUGUUGAUACUCAACGUCGUAUGCCCUGAAGUGCGGCGGUCUGCGUUUCGGCGGUCAAUUGCAGAAGUGCGAACUGGGGGAGAUAUCUCACGUCGUUUGGCCCGAGGAGAAGUCAUGAUGCACCGAAUCAAGACAGGUCCCAAGUGGUGGGGCCAGGAAGCAUAUCACGGAGUUCUUCUAUCCUUAGAGAUGCUUGAGCAACCCGGCUUCGCUGUUAUGGCUGUUUAUGUCGCGUGGAUUUAUGCACAGGUCGUCCUUGUGAUAAUUCUAUUGGGCUCGCUUGUAUCUCGAUUCUACCACUUGAGGUCGCCAUAUGUCGGUUUGCAUGUCGCCGCAAUUGCCCUUGGUGCUGUUCUUGCAAUCCCUUUCCAGAAGGCCAGCUUCUUCUCGAGAUCUCGGCACCGGGAAGGCAAUUCUAAUCGCGAGUCAAUAGGGAAAAAGGUGGUUUGGUCAUCGCAUCUCAUUCGCCGGGCCACCUUUACCAUCGCGCUACCUAUCGGUGGUGCCUGCUACACAGCUGUUUCGUCUGGGCCUCCGAUUAGUUCUGGUGCACCUGCCUUCUUUGCCCUCUGCAUGGGUUUCUUGUCCUGUCUCGCAAUUGCGGAAUGCAACGGCCUCAUCAUGGAAACUUUUGAUACAUCAGACCUGACUCCUGGUAUGGUCGGCCGCCACCGUGACCCCUUAGGCCAAGACCAGCGGAGGACUAACUACUCAUCAUUUCCAAGAGUGACAGCAGGGUUCGCGAUAAUACACUCCUUAUCGUAUAUUCUGGCAGCAGGCUCGACUGCGCUGGGUGGACAUGUAACUCGCAAACUGGGUCAGCAAAUCGCUACAAGUAUUGUGGCCGGGAUCCUUUUCGUGUUAACCGUUCUGUUACUGCUUGUUCUCAUACGGUUCAAGAACGUGCUCAUUAUACCUCGUUCAAAGUCGGAGGAGAUGGAGAAGAUUACCCAAGCCCGUCGGAGAUCUACAAAACGUCGGGCCUCCAUGCCAAAUGACCCGCGAGCAAUAAUGGAAGAGGAUUAUGCCUGGCGGCCGGCGAUGACAGGAAACCCAGUAGGCAAAAAUCGUCGGAUGAACGUAUUGGAAAUGGGGAACCUGACAAGAUGGCAAGACAUUCGAAGAAGAAAUAAACUCAUAGAUGCAGGAGUGCAUCUUAACCGCGACACAGUGGACCAUGGGCUAGAUACCCUGGAUGUUGCACUGGAAACCCAUGUUGAUGAUAUGCGACAGAAUGCACACGGAUUCUUCAGACGAGGGAGUUUGAGAAGACAUGGAAGUCGCCUCCGACGCAGCAACCAAAGCAGCGAGCAGACGUUUCAUGAUCUAGACUUGGAUACGCCUGAUCCUUUUGGUACGCCAAGUGAGUCAUCCCAGCAACCACGACAGUUUGUCGAGAGGGAGUGUGUGAUGGGUCAGACUAUCAAGGAAGAGAACAAAGACGAAAGUCAAGCUAGAUCAAGCAGCUUGGGAAAGAUUAAACUCUAA